AUGUAAAUCGCCGGUAAUUAAAAAAAAUAAUAACUUUUUUAAAAGUAUGUAAAUCGCCGAGGCGCCAUAUAAAAUAUCACGCGGCGAGAUUGUAGUUUUCAAAUAAUAUGGACCAGUCACGGAUACGUCGCGUUAUUAUGCAAGUGUUUCUGUAAAUGUAGACAUUAGCUAAUGUUACCUAGCUACGUUAGCUGAAUAAAAAACGAUAGCAAGUCACAGGUAAGUGUUUUAGCUCAUGUUAUCCAGCCCCGUUAGCUGUAUAAGUAAGAAUAUGGAGUCACAGGUAAAAGUGUUUUAGCUAAUGUUAGCCAGCCACGUUUGCUGAAUAAAUAAGAAUAUGUCGUCACGGGUAAGUUUUUGAUAUGGGUGAGCAAAGAGGUUUGGACUCAGGUGACUCCAAACUACACACUCUUGGACGUUACCUGCUAAUUGCAACGCUUUAGCUACUCCAUUCCUCUAGGUGGGGGUAGUUACAUUUGCAAUUGCAAAGGGCCAGCAAAGUAACACAAGGGAGAAAGGGAUCUUGCAAGAACGUCGCUGGUCAUGGUUUUGCACUCGCUUUUCUCCUUAUAAUCAACUUUUUAGCUGCAGUGCAGCUGACAUCCUUAGACAUGUACCGCUCCAUUGAAAGGAUCAUAUACAGUGGAGGAAGAGUGUGCACAUUUAUGCCCCCUUACUCGCAGUCACCAUUGUGGAUGUUGAGAGGCACGGCAGAGCAGGAGCGAUACAGGAUGGCAGUGCAAUGUCAGCGGUGUUCAGUCCGACAUAUGAACUCUGCAACCAGAAAGAGGAGAGCUCUUCGUAGUGCCUUCCCGGUGUUAGACCUGCCCCUCCAGGCCAUCCACCAGCACGUUUAUGAAGCUAACCUUCGAAACAGCAACACCUGCCACAACAAGUACAUGGAGCUGAAUAAGAAGGUGACUAAAGGAGGAGGUGACAAUGCCAUUAUAAGACACACUCAGAGGAACAGGAAGUUGUUGGCUAAGGAUCGACUGUGCCUACUAUUGGAUGAUGAGGACUUCCUAGAGCUGUCACGCUUUGCGGGUUUGGGUCUGCCAUAUGGAGAUAUUCCGUCUGCCGGCUGCCUGACGGGUGUUGGCAGGAUCAAUGGUUUGUGGUGUGUGUUCAUUGCCAAUGAUGCCACAGUAAAGGGUGGCACAGCUUAUCCGAUCACAGUUAAGAAGCAACUGCGAGCACAAGAGGUGGCGAUUCAGAACCGCCUGCCCUGUGUCUAUCUGGUUGACUCUGGAGGAGCUUUUCUACCACUGCAGUCAGAGAUCUUUCCUGAUAAGAACCAGGGUGGGAGGACAUUUUAUAAUGAAGCCAUCAUGUCUGCAAUGAAGAUUCCACAGGUGUCGGUGGUGUGCGGUUCAUGCACAGCGGGUGGAGCUUACAUCCCCACCAUGGCAGAGGAGGCGGUGAUGGUGCACCGGAUAGGGACCAUGUUCCUGGGAGGACCGCCACUGGUCAAGGCUGCCACAGGCGAGGAAGUCACACCAGAGGAUCUUGGAGGAGCAAGGCUUCAUGCUGAGGUGAGUGGCUGUGUGGAUCACUUUGCCUGGGAAGAGAAGGAGGCCUUUGAAUGCACCAGGAACAUCAUAGCCACCCUCAACUUCACACUGCCUGAGGAGGAGGAGGAUGAAGAGAAGAUCAGGAAGAGGAAAGAAGAAGAGAAGCCACUUUAUCGUUCAGAGGAGCUACUUGGACUUGCCCCCAGAAGUUACAACUACAGUCUGGAUGUUAAAAUGGUUAUAAGUCGACUGACAGACGGCAGCCGCUUCCAGGAGUUUAAAGCUUGUUUUGGAACCACACUUGUCACUGGCUUUGCAAAGAUACACGGUCACCUGUUAGGAAUAGUAGCCAACAAUGGAGACCUGUCAUAUCAGGCUGCUUUGAAAGGCAGCCACUUUGUCCAACUUUGUGACCAGAGAGAUGUCCCACUCCUCUUCCUCCAGAACACUGCACCAUCAGCCGGACUCACCCUCUCAGUGUCACAGGCAGAGAUGAACAGUAACCGUCUAAAGGCUCAAGGUUCAAUGAUGUCAGCGGUGGCCUGUGCUUCUGUACCCAAAAUCACUGUAGUGAUAGGUGGUUGCCAUGGUGCUGACAGCUAUGCAAUGUGUGGACGGUCUUUUGACCCUAACUUCCUGUUCCUGUGGCCCAAUGCAAGAGUGUCCAUGACUGCUGCCGGUCAUGUUGGCCCUCUGCUUCACUCGGACAGUGAGAAGCAGCAGGAGGAGGAGCUGGAGCGAAACAAAAUGGAGGACAACCUGAACGCGACAUUAGAGGAAGAGAGCUCAGCUUUUUUCUCCUCUGGACGACUUUGGGAUGAUGGAGUCAUUCUCCCUCAAGACACUCGAAGGGUUCUUCGGAACUGUAUGAACAUCAUCAAACAGCAGCACAAUCAACUUUCGACAGAGAAACUGCAAUCAGCACUUCUACGAUUUUGAAAUGUCUGUUGUACAAAAUAAUUUUGGUUUAAAUUGUAAUUAUUUAAUGUCAUCAUUUCUGUUGAACAAGUGCCUCUUCUUAGAUUACAGUAUAGCUUAUGUUGUAGGAGAUAAUGUAACUUGUUUCAUUUUGCAUAUCCCAGCCGACUUAAGGUGAGAGGCAAAGGACAACCUGGACUAGUUAACAUUACACCUGUAGUUAAGUGGUCUCAAAACUGUGUUUUAAGUUAGACAGAAUAUUACCAGUGGGGUAUUCUUGCCCUGAAUGCCUCCAGUGACUUCAUGUUGAAGAAUGAUUUGUAUUGUUUUAGAAAAGUACGUGGUUCUGCAUGCCGUCCCUCACGUACUGCCUUUAUUGACAUAGAAAUGUAUUUUCCUUAUGCUCCCAAAUCAGCCCAGUAGCGGUAAUGACACCACAAAAUAUCAAAUAUGUAUAUCCAAUAAUGUGUACUACAAGUUGACAGUGACAGUACAGAGUAUUUGGCCUCAAAAUGUGCCCAUAAGACCUGUUUACGUUGUCAAGUGUUUUAUCAUUGCUCGUAAAGCAUCUCAAUCACCGGAAUAAAACCCUGUUGUAACAUU
Phyllopteryx taeniolatus (common seadragon) is the source of this 3032-nucleotide messenger RNA. RefSeq names its product methylcrotonoyl-coenzyme A carboxylase 2. Bases 612 to 2450 code for a protein of 612 amino acids. The transcript is spliced from 13 exons. Gene Ontology annotation, biological process: L-leucine catabolic process. Gene Ontology annotation, cellular component: methylcrotonoyl-CoA carboxylase complex; mitochondrion. Lineage: Eukaryota; Metazoa; Chordata; Actinopteri; Syngnathiformes; Syngnathidae. Gene Ontology annotation, molecular function: methylcrotonoyl-CoA carboxylase activity. The record is from RefSeq and is a predicted model, not a curated record.